UAUCUAAAAAUAAAUCAAAAAAUUUCUUGAACCAGUCAAGCUUUUUUCCAUAACUAAGUAAUCUGUCAAUUUUUUUCUUUAAUUUCUACUUCUUUUAAUUAAUUAUAUUUAUUGUUUAACUGGUUAAUCUCUGCUACUAGUAGCUCAAAAUCAAUGGAGUCAUGGAGAUAUUUUUAUCUUACUUGAUAAUAACUUAAAGGGACUGUGUUUUAUGGAGUUUAUUAUAGUGUAAUAAUAAAUUAAAAAGAAGCAGAUUUUGAAUUUUUUUUCCUAUGCAGUCUUGUGAAUUCUUCACCCAUGGUUAUUUUGAACCUGGUUAAUGGUUGCUGUUUAUGCGGUGGGGAACGAUUGUGUUGCGGGCGAGAGGGGAUUGGCCCGAGGAAAAAACCACAUGAGUUUUGAUUAGGAGGAUAGGAAUAGCAUAAUGGGUGACAGAAAAGGUGUAGGAGGGUCAUCCGACGAGGUUGAUACUAGGGUUGAUGAUAAUGUUGCACCUCUUAAUGUAAGUAGCGUACCUAGUGGAGUAGUUCAGGUUCAUGGUGGGUUCCAAGUACAACAACAAUCUCAAAAUUCUGUCAUUCGUUGGGAGAGGUUUCUCCCUACCAAGUCUCUAAAUGUUCUUCUUGUGGAAAAUGAUGACUCCACACGACAUGUUCUCAGUGCUUUACUACGGAACUGCAGUUAUGAAGUUACUGCUGCUGCAAAUGCUCUUCGAGCGUGGAAAAUACUGGAAGAUAUGAAUAAUCAUAUUGACGUUAUCCUAACAGAGGUAGUCAUGCCUAAUGUAUCUGGAAUUGGUCUUUUAUGCAAGAUUAUGAGCCACAAAUCCCUCAAGAAUAUUCCAGUGAUAAUGAUGUCAUCCCAUGACUCUAUGGGUAUAGUCUUUAAGUGUCUGUCAAAAGGUGCUGCUGAUUUCUUAGUGAAACCUAUUCGAAAGAAUGAACUUAAAAACUUAUGGCAGCAUGUUUGGAGGAGAUGUCACAGCUCUAGUGGUAGCGGCAGUGAAAGUGGGACACAGAGUCAGAAUAAUAAACCUGCAAAGACAAUGUGUAAUGAAGAGUGUGAAAAUAAUUCUGACAGCAGCGAUGAUCUUAAUGACUAUGGAAGUAAUGGUCCUAGUAACAGGGAUGGAAGUGACAAUGGGAGUGGCACCCAGAGUUCAUGGACAAAAAGAGCAUCUGAUUUUGACAGCCCUCGACCAAAGUCAUCUGCAUAUUUAUUGGCUGAUGGCCCUGAUAGCACCUGUGCGCAGGUCAUCCAAACAAAGCCGGAGUCCAUUAGCAAUAUAUGGUUACAUGAUACUAACACAAAAGAAUGUCAAGAGAAGGAUGGUAAACAUGAUAACUUUGCAAUGGGAAAAGAUUUGGAAAUAGGUGUCUCUAGCAACCCAGAUGUCCAGCAUGAUUAUCACUCUGAAAAACUCUCUUCACAUCGCAAAAGGAAACAGAAAAAUUCUGAAGUGGAUAGUAUGCCACUUGAGAAUGGGAAACUGGAACACAUCAGCGAAAAGACAUGCACAAAACUGAUUAAUCAAACUCCUGAAUUGAUUACUAGAUUUGCCAGUUCUGUCAAUCCACAUGCUGAAAGUAAGAUAGUUGGCACUUCAAAUUUUUCUGGCAUUUCACAACUCGAAGACAAAUCUUGCUGUGAGUAUGGAGAGUUGCCAUCCCUUGAAUUAAGCUUGAAAAGGUUUAGAAGAGAAAGAGACGGCGGGAAUGCUUCAAAUGAUGAUCACAAUGUGUUACGACAUUCAGAUUUGUCUGCAUUCUCAAAGUAUAACACUGGAUCUUCUGCUAAUCAGGGUCCCACAGAGAACGUUGGGAGUUGUUCUCCGCUCGACAAUAGCUCAGCUGUGAUAAAAACCGAGAAUACUCUCAAUGUUCCAUUUCAUUUGAGCAACACUCUGCUUAAUCAACAGUCCAAUGGUAGCAGCACUAACAAUGACAUGGCCUCAACAGCUAAAAAUGUUACCGCCAAGCCAGAAGCUUUUAAUGACAAAUCUGAGUCUACGUCAGCAUUCAAAUCAUUUCACUCUUCUGCCUUCCAUCCCGUGCAAAGUGAUCGUACUUCUCAUCCCCAGCAGAUGAUACCCGUGAAGGUAGAGGAUGCUGGUACGGUAAGGGGCGUCCGCAAGCAGGUUCAAGUGCGGCACCACCAUCACCACCAUCAUUAUCACCAUCAUGUCCACAUACAACAGCAGAAUUCGCCACAGGAACAUGAUGAAAUUCCACAGAAGAAUAUGGAAGCAGUUGCUCCACAAUGUGGAUCAUCAAAUAUCUUUGGAGGACCAACUGAAGGAAAUGCUGGAAACUGCAGCAUGAAUGGUAGUGUCUCGGGGAGUAACCAUGGCAGUAACGGGAAAAAUGGAAGCAACACUGCCUUGAAUAAUGAACUAACAAACAUGGAAACUGACAACACAACUGCUGGAAAUAAUGCAGCUGGUGGUUUGAGCAGGAGAAUUAAUGGAACUGCGGUAGAUGAAGAUCGCAUUGCACAUAGAGAAGCUGCAUUGUCCAAAUUUCGUCAAAAGAGAAAGGAGAGAUGUUUUGACAAAAAGGUCCGAUAUCAAAGCAGAAAAAAAUUGGCAGAACAACGACCUCGAAUCAAGGGGCAAUUUGUUCGACAAACAAUGUCUGAAUCUAGUGCAGGGAGGGAUUGCCAGAGCAACGACCUCACUUCCGAAGAUAAUUCUUCCGACAGUGUAAGAUAGCACAGAAAUAUGCAGAUCGUAACUCAGUGUUAGUCAAUCCUCUAAUUUAUGCUUGUUUGUUGACAUGAGAUUAGCGUAGUGGUUUGUAAUAUAAAUGCACAAACAAUCUUUGUUUUUUCGUUUGUUGACUUACAAAGAGAUACUUUAUCCGACUUUUUGUAACUUACCAUAAAUCUCAAAGGGGAGGCUGUCCUGCUAUAGGGCAUCCUCCGAGAUAGAAUGUCA
Molecule: messenger RNA, 2935 nt
Organism: Mercurialis annua (annual mercury)
Lineage: Eukaryota; Viridiplantae; Streptophyta; Magnoliopsida; Malpighiales; Euphorbiaceae
Product: two-component response regulator-like PRR73
Exons: 11
Coding region: 425-2710 (761 amino acids)
Biological process (GO): cytokinin-activated signaling pathway; phosphorelay signal transduction system
Molecular function (GO): protein binding
Source: RefSeq, a predicted model, not a curated record